Sebastes umbrosus (honeycomb rockfish) is the source of this 756-nucleotide messenger RNA. RefSeq names its product histone deacetylase 2-like. The record is from RefSeq and is a predicted model, not a curated record. NCBI's taxonomy places the organism in Eukaryota, Metazoa, Chordata, Actinopteri, Perciformes, Sebastidae. Bases 422 to 745 code for a protein of 107 amino acids. The transcript is spliced from 3 exons.
AAUGUGCCAAACAAACUGAACUGAAACCAUCACCCAAAAACCGCGAUACAAACUGAACCUUGGGCUUGUUGAACCGUUGCACCACAAAUAUAUACUGUAUUGCUCCACAGACAUAUAGAAAAUAGCAUUUUGACGCUCAGACAUACAUACUUUGACAAAGAUUUGAAUGCUCCCAUUUGAAUACAUAAGGAACACCUCUGGGAAGCUACAUGAUAUAUGAAACUCAUCAUAAUGGACCCGCCCUUUAAAUGAAACGGACAUGAAUGAAACAUAAAGAAUAAACCUAAUUUUCUAACAAAUAUUCCUGUGUCUAUUUAACAAUUGAUUUCAUGCUAGUUAUUUAAAUGGCUCCAGACUCACCUGAGUGUAUCGGCUUUGUGUAUGUGAUGUGUUCAGGCAGCGACUGUUUGAGAACCUGCGGAUGCUGCCUCAUGCUCCUGGAGUGCAGAUGCAGGCCAUCCCGGAGGACGCAAUCCCGGACGACACCGUGGACGAGGACACGGAGGAUCCUGACAAACGCUUGUCCAUUCGUGCCACGGACAAGAGGAUAGCCUGUGAUGAAGAGUUCUCCGACUCUGAGGACGAGGGGGAGGGAGGCAGGAAGAACGUGGCCAAUCACAAGAAGGGUGCAAAAAGGCCCCGAGUGGACGAAGACAAGAAGGAAGGAGAGGAGAAGAAGACCGAGAUAAAAGAGGAAGAGAAAACAAAGGACAUCGGCGCUGAGAAGACUGAGUCUAAAAGGUAAGAGGAGCCUCU